Messenger RNA from Mesorhabditis spiculigera, 1182 nucleotides. The record is from the annotation of a GenBank genome assembly. NCBI's taxonomy places the organism in Eukaryota, Metazoa, Nematoda, Chromadorea, Rhabditida, Rhabditidae.
AUGAUGCGCACGGCCGUGCUGGUCCUCGGAUUUGCUUGCUCCUGUGCCCUUGCUGGGGACCUGUUCGAGGAAGUACGCGAUGGUGAAUUCCUCUCCCAGGCCGAUGUCCUCGUCGCGCAACUUGCCGAGCGCCUCGCCGCCCUCCCGCCAGAGCUCCGAUCCCCAUUUUCCCUCUGUAUGAAGAAGAAGGUGGUGGUCGAGAGGUUGGCCGAGUGUAUGACAGAAGCAAAUGCGGCCGCGACAACGCCUGCCGGAUCUGAGGCACCAACUACAAAGUUGCCAGGCGGGAAGUCCCCGAAACCCGGGACAAAGCUCUCCCCUGCCGAAAAAGCCCGGCUAGCCUUCCGGAAUCGCCUUCUUGCCCUUCGGUCGGAGAUGAAGUUGAAUGGAAAGAGAACAGCCAGCUUCCAAGAAGCCAUGGAGGGGUUGAAGCUCGAAUUGAACCCGGCGACGACGACCACUACGAGUACGACUACGGAAAAACCUACGACUUCGAGCACGACUACCACAACAACGACAACCACUACGACAACCACUACGACAACCACAACCACCAAAAAAAUGCCCGUGACCAAGAGGGCACAUUUUAAGGUCCGUUCCGCGUCCUCAAUGGCCGAUCUGAUGAAUGAGAACCGGAGAACAGCAUCGCCGGUGUCUAGCAUGAGCUCGUUAAUCCUCUCCUUCCUCCGCCCCAACGGGACAGCCCUAGAUGAGGAAAAGCUUCUCCAAAGACAUGAAGACCUCGCCGAAAAAGCCAAAGCCGCCAAGUCGCCAUCCCCCGGUACUAAAGCAGAAUUUUUCGAUGUCGGAUUUGGGCCCAAGGGGAAGAAGGAGGAACCGGCGAGCGUGCCAAUGGCCCGGGAGACGUAUGAUUUGAUCGCCGGGUUGGCUGGUCGUAAGAAGGAUGUCCCGAAGGAUCGAUCACUGACUCUGUUGAGCCCGAAGUUUGCCUCGGUUCUACCGGAAAGCGAUGAGAAGAAAGGCAUCCUAUCGCCCUCAAUCUUUGCGCUCUACGAGAACAGCAACGAGGAUCAGAUCCUCCCCAUCCCGAAGGUACUCCGGCAACUGGGACUCCAGGAGAAUGAGCAGCGACGGGUGAUGCAGGUGGCACUCGAGCUGGCCGGGGCUCGAAAGCUGGAGGAGCAGAAGAAGGGCGAAGAAGUACAGAGCGGGUAUCGGGCA